Molecule: messenger RNA, 1390 nt
Organism: Phalaenopsis equestris
Lineage: Eukaryota; Viridiplantae; Streptophyta; Magnoliopsida; Asparagales; Orchidaceae
Product: exopolygalacturonase-like
Exons: 4
Coding region: 112-1302 (396 amino acids)
Biological process (GO): carbohydrate metabolic process
Molecular function (GO): polygalacturonase activity
Source: RefSeq, a predicted model, not a curated record
UUUAAAUAACUAACAACCUGUAAUUAAUGAUUUAUCCUAAAUCUAUUUAGUCCCAACAAAAGAAAAGAAAUUAAAACCAAAAAAAUUCAACUCUGAUUCUCAUAAGAAAUCAUGAAUCUCCUCUGGUUCCCAUUUCUCUCCCUUCUUCUCUCCGCCGCUGGAGCACCAUACAACCUCACCAAAACCUUCAACGUCAAGCACUACGGUGCAGUUUCUGAUGGCAAAUCUGAUUCUGCAAAGGCUUUUCAGAAAGCUUGGGAUGAUGCAUGUGGGUGGGAAGGAUUGAAGCCGAAGGUUCUGAUACCGGAAGGAAGGUUCUUGGUGGGGUCUCUGGUAUUCCAGGGGCCGUGCAAGGGGAGGAAGGUGGUGGUGCAGGUUAAGGGAUACGUGGUCUCGCAGGCGGAUCUUAACGCAUAUAAGACACACGAUUGGAUAUCGUUCCGGUAUAUUAACGGGCUGCUGGUUACCGGGAAGGGGACAUUUGAUGGACAGGGAGCUUAUGCCUGGCCUCAUAAUAACUGCCGCAGUAACAAGAAAUGCAGGCCUCUCCCUUGGUCCCUAAACUUCAGCUUUGUGAGCAAUGCAACCAUCAGAGGCAUAACUUCAAUUAACAGCAAAAACGUCCACAUUCAAAUAUUUGCAUCCAAGGACAUGAACUUCCAAUAUCUUAAGCUCAUAGCCCCCGGAAACAGCCCCAACACGGACGGAAUUCACGUCGGACAAUCCGAAAACAUCGUCAUCGAACACUCGAUCAUCAGCACCGGCGACGACUGCAUAUCGAUCGGGCCGGCGACGAAGAACCUGUCGAUAUCACAGGUGUGGUGUGGUCCCGGCCAUGGCAUAAGCAUUGGGAGCCUUGGUGGAGGGAAGGAUGAAGGAGAUGUGGUUGGUGUAAAUGUGAAAAAUUGCACUUUUACAGGAACAACCAAUGGUGUUAGGAUAAAGACGUGGCAGGAGUCUCCUUCUUCCUCUUCAGCUUAUAAGCUCACGUUUGAGGAUUUGGUGAUGAGGAAUGUGGAUAAUCCCAUUAUUAUUGAUCAGAAAUAUUGCCCCCAUAAUCUCUGCAGUAACAAGGCUCCAUCACUGGUUAAGAUCAGUAAAGUGAAAUUUAGAAAAAUUCGAGGAGUAACAAGAACGAAGAAUGCGAUAAAUCUGGUCUGCAGUGAUAAAUUUCCAUGCGAAGAGAUCGAGCUAAGCGACAUAGAUUUGAAAUACAGUGUUGCAGGAGAUGUUGCUAUUGCUUCAUGUGUUAAUGUCAAAGGCCGCUCAUUUGGCAGUAUUAACCCUCCAUCAUGCAUUUAGAUUCUAAGUCCUUUUUUUUUAUCUUUUUGUUAUUAGAGUUUGAGAAUUUAAUUUAUGAAAAAAGAGGGGAAAACUUACAAAUUUGUCU